AGAGCAAGGGUAUCUCGCUUCUGCUUUCUUCAUACACUCUCUCUCUCCCUCUCCAUUGGCUACACACUUUCUUCUCCCUUACAUAAGUAUCUUUGGGAGAAUGGAAGGAGAAGGGACAUCCGCACCAAACGAAAAGAAAGGAAAAUUCGAAAGAAUAUGUGUUUUCUGUGGCAGUAAACCAGGACAUAAGGCUGCAUUUAGUGAUGCAGCUCUCGAGCUUGCUAAACUAAUGGUAGAUAGGAAGAUUGAUUUGGUUUAUGGCGGAGGAAGCGUAGGUUUAAUGGGCUUGAUCUCUCGGACAGUAUUUAAUGGAGGUUGCCAUGUUCUUGGAGUGAUUCCUAAAGCUCUUUUGCGUCAUGAGAUAUCAGGAGAGGCCAUCGGGGAAGUAAAAAUAGUUUCAGGUAUGCACCAAAGGAAGGCGGAAAUGGCAAAACAUGCCGAUGCUUUCAUCGCACUUCCCGGUGGCUAUGGGACCAUGGAAGAAUUGCUAGAGAUGAUAUCAUGGUCUCAACUUGGAAUCCAUGACAAGCCAGUGGGGUUAUUGAACGUAGAUGGGUAUUAUGACGGCUUGCUUGCCUUAUUUGAUAAAGGAGUGGAAGAGGGUUUCAUAGAGGAGUCAGCAAGCCAUAUCUUGAUCAUUACAAACACAGCAGAAGAACUCGUAAAGAAAAUGGAGGAGUAUGCGCCAGUCCGUAACAAGGUAGAACGCAGACAAAGCUGAGAAAUGGGCCCAUUUUAUUACACUACUCCAAGUGGGGGAAGCCUUAAGACCUUAGAUCUUAAUCAUCCAUCUGUAUAUAUUUAUUUAUAUACCCUAUAUGUGCUGGAGCCUGGGCCCUGGAGUAGUUCUGUUUGAAUAAAAAAACAAAAAACAAAAAAGAGGACAGCAAAA
Molecule: messenger RNA, 892 nt
Organism: Juglans regia (Persian walnut)
Lineage: Eukaryota; Viridiplantae; Streptophyta; Magnoliopsida; Fagales; Juglandaceae
Product: cytokinin riboside 5'-monophosphate phosphoribohydrolase LOG1-like
Exons: 7
Coding region: 101-721 (206 amino acids)
Biological process (GO): cytokinin biosynthetic process
Cellular component (GO): cytosol; nucleus
Molecular function (GO): hydrolase activity, hydrolyzing N-glycosyl compounds
Source: RefSeq, a predicted model, not a curated record